UGUCGGAGCUCACCGGUAAUGAUAAAGCAAACAUGGACGGACGCUGAAAGCUGCACUGACAUGGACUCACCCGGAGCUUUCUACCUUUACGAAGACGUAAAUUACACAGACAACAGCUUCAUUUCACCAUUGACAGCGUCUUUUUCUGUCUCAGAAAGAUUAUUUUUAGGCUUUGACGAGAAUAAGGCGGCUUCCGAAGGAAGGGGAUAUAUGCGAAUGUUUUCCUGCGACAUACUUUCCCAAUGCAACCAUCUUUCACUUGCAAUUUAAGACCAAGAUUAAUAUCGUUUUAAAUUUGCUACGCCGCCCCAUAUUUGUUAGCUAAGUGUUUCCAAGGAGAGAAAAGGGGACACAAAGUUCAGGUGGAGCCAAUAGCUGUUCGUUAGCCACAACUAGCUACAGCUGUCACCUUAUAUUGUCGGCUGCGUUUAAAUACUGAAUUGAAACAAAAUGAUUAACUUUUGCUCGUUUUAAAAAGCGGAAGAUACGCAUAAGUGGAAACAUUUGUCUUGAUAAAACCUGAGAACGUUGUCUAAGCCCGUUUUUAAAUGUAUUUUAAUAGUGCGAACAUCAUAGGAUUCAUUUUUCUUACGGCUGCUUAAGAUCGGAGCUCGGAGUAAACAUGCACCACCAGGACUACACUGGUGAUUCUCCGGGGGCUUCAAUCCGUAAAACUGCUUUCCACCACCGAAGAGGCAGCAGCGGCAGCGCACCCGGUUCUCCCUCCUCCUCCGUUGGAGGUGUCCCCUUAGAGGAGAGCCAGACUCCGGCCCAGGCUGGAUCUGCGCAGGUGAAGAAGAAGAGUGGCUUCCAGAUCACCAGUGUCACCCUGGCCCAGACCAACAACGUCAGCGGCAAUAACAGCAUGGCGGAUGACACGGAGAGUUACGAUGACAUGGACGAGUCCCACACGGAGGACCUCUCAUCCUCAGAGCUGCUGGAUAUAUCUGCAUCCAGGGCUGCAGACACAGGAGUCCCGGAACGAAGCUCCUCAGAUGAGACUUUGAACAAUCUCCCUGGGGUGGACACCCCCGGACUGGUGUCCCCAAAUGAGCCUCUGCAGCUUCAUCACGUUGCACAGGGAUCCUCCUUCGUAAAUGGGUCUGUACAUCAACAACAUUACCCCCAAACAGCUCACCAUCUUCGCUCUGACCCAGCAUCGUCUCUUUCCAUGGGACCCAUAGCCAGCUCCAGUCCAGCUAUGUCCCACAGGCCGGUGAUGCAGGAUAACCCCAAACCUGCUGCUAUUCACAUGCAAAGUGCUGCAAAGGCUGCAAGUGUUUCUGCUUCUGGUUCUGACAACACUAAUGCAGGUUUGCAUUCUACCCAGAGCCCCCAUAUUCAGGCAAACCCUGGCUCUCGCUUCAGGGUUGUCAAACUGGAUUCAAACCUUGAGCCCUUCCGCAAAGGGCGAUGGACAUGCACAGAGUAUUACGAAAAGGAGGUUCUUCAGCCGUCUCCCUCUGAGCCAGCCAAAGCUAUGGAUGUGGCAGCAGAGGCUGAUGCAGGGAUAAAUGCACCUAUUCCCCCUGUGCAGCUGCCUCCCAAACUGCAGCUGUAUCAUCCUCCUCCUCCUCAGGACUUCACUAGUCCACAGACAGUGCACUCCACAACCCAGAACUAUGUCCCCCCUCAAGAGGUUGUUGGAACAGUUAAUGCUCAGCAACCUGUGGCUCCUCCUGUCAGUAUCCCUGCAGCAACAUCACAGCCUCCUCCUGUGUUACCCCAACCCGUGGCCUAUAAUUUGGAUCCACAAGCCAGGGUAGGUUAUCCUACCACUCAGCUCCAUGCAGGCAUGUUGACAUCCCAAAGAGGUGUCAGGCAGCCAGACUUCAUCCAGCCAACUGCUCCCUUUCAGACACAAGUUCAGCCUCCACUCCCACAUGCUAAUUCUGGGAUUUCUGCAGCAGUUCCAGGGUUCCCAUUACAGCAUCCCACUAGCAUUUGUCCACAGCAGCCAGCUCAGACUACGGUAACCCAGCCUCCCCAAAAAGCAAAACUCCAGCACCCCUCUGCAGCAGCACCUACUCUAACAGCAGGGGCCCCCUGUAACCCCUUGAACACCCUGCAAGCCGACCUUCAGCCCCUGCUCAACCUGGGAGCUAAUCUUGCAAAUAUUCCUGCAGGGGGAAGCUUUGUAAAAAACGCAGAGUUGGAGAAUGCCCAGAAGUUCUUGAUCCAGCACCAGGGCCUGUUGGGCCUGCCAAGGUUGGCAAGUGCCAGGGUUGGAGAGGGGGCUGUGGAGGGCCACAUUGGCAUGUCAGUUGAGGCGAGGGCUUUCAUGGCUGCUGCAGGCUUCAGGAGUCAGCAAAACGAAGGAGAGAAUGACAGCUCUUCAGGUGCCAGUGUGGUGGCCAUCGACAACAAGAUCGAGCAGGCAAUGGACUUGGUGAAGAGCCACCUGAUGUACGCUGUUCGUGAGGAGGUUGAGGUGCUAAAGGAGCAGAUCAAAGAGCUGAUGGAACGCAACAACCAGCUGGAGCAGGAGAACAACCUGCUGAAGACCCUUGCUAGCCCUGAGCAGAUGGCUCAGUUCCAGGCACAGGUCCAGACCAGCGGGUCCCCUACCGGUGCUGCCCAGCCUCCAGUCCCACCUGGACCCACACAGGUCGUCUCCUCUACACAGAACUCUGGCGCAGCCACGUAACGCAGGAAGAAAAACCCCUCAAAGGAUGAUCAGAAGAUGAGGAGGAGAGAAGAUAUACUGUGAAUCAGCAUUUGCAUUAAGUUGACUGGCCUGUCACCAUAUGAAGGCUUAAGCUGAAAACCACUUGCUUUGUUGCACAUUUAAUUUAACUGAAAACAUUUGGUAUUGCACCAGAGUGUGUGUGUCUGAAUGUGUGUGUGUGUGUGUGUCCCGACUUAAUCUUUUACUGCCUGCUUCAGACGAACGUCUUUUGGGAGAACGGAGUCUUUCCCCUACAUUUGUUGAUCUGUGGAAAGUGCCGUCAUCUACAUGGACAUCAGCCAUGCCGCCUAAAGGUUUCCACCCACACACAGUUCGUAGAGCCUCAUCUCCCUGCUUCGUUUUGGUCCAUCUGUGUAUCGCUCAGAUGACAUGAACAGACUUUGGAUGGAUACGUGGAACUGGAGAUUUCUUCCCGUUCACCUUCCUCCUCUUUCCUAAAUAGAGGACUCAGCGUUUAAGAGAAACGGGUGGUGAAGAUGUGCUUCUUGUCUGUGGUUUUUCUCGUGUUCGAUGUAAAUAAUGUCAAGAGAAUAACUGAAAGGUGAAUAAAUAAGACAAGACUGUUUGUAUGUAGUGAACUUUGUACAUUCUAAAGAUUUCCAGUUCAGCUCUGCCAAGUGCCUGGUUCCUAACCAUAGAUAAAUAUAUCCAGCCUUUUUAUAUCUUGUUUUAUCUGUUAGUGUAUAUAUCUAUCUAUGGUUUCGCCAGGUUUUAAUCUACCUGUGAUGUCCAAACUCAGGGUGGGAACUUAAGAGGAUUUUAUUCUAUUUUUACCUGCACACAAAGAUGCUGUCUCUCCUACAGCGACACCUGUGAGCUCUCCUCUUUGCUGUCGCUUCAAAAACCCACUUACUUUAAACGAUCAUGACUCUUACUAGAUUUCAUUUGGGGAUAUGUCUUUGUUUUUUGUAUUAACUUUUUCUUUUUUGUCUUCUUGUAAGCCAAGUGUGUAAGUUGCUCAUAGUGCAUCUGGAGCGCUGAACACUAAUCGAGACACUUGUCACAAGAUAAGGAAAAAUGCGCUAGCGGAAUCGUAUUCAUGUGUUGUGCAUGUUCCUACAAACCCAUCACAAAUGUGGCGUUCUCAAUUGCACUAGACAGUUGCACCUCAAAUAAAAACAAAAAACUAAAGCUGGAC
Cyprinodon variegatus (sheepshead minnow) is the source of this 3827-nucleotide messenger RNA. Its product is annotated as TSC22 domain family member 1. The transcript is spliced from 3 exons. The record is from RefSeq and is a predicted model, not a curated record. Bases 623 to 2647 code for a protein of 674 amino acids. NCBI's taxonomy places the organism in Eukaryota, Metazoa, Chordata, Actinopteri, Cyprinodontiformes, Cyprinodontidae. Gene Ontology annotation, biological process: regulation of transcription by RNA polymerase II.